This is a messenger RNA of Cyprinodon tularosa, 2437 nucleotides long. It is a transcript of the gene esrrb, whose product is annotated as estrogen-related receptor beta. Lineage: Eukaryota; Metazoa; Chordata; Actinopteri; Cyprinodontiformes; Cyprinodontidae. Gene Ontology annotation, cellular component: nucleus. The coding region runs from base 526 to 1878 and encodes 450 amino acids. The record is from RefSeq and is a predicted model, not a curated record. The transcript has 10 exons. Gene Ontology annotation, biological process: regulation of DNA-templated transcription. Gene Ontology annotation, molecular function: zinc ion binding; steroid binding; nuclear steroid receptor activity.
GACGAUGCAAGUAGACGUUGCAGGUGGAAAAUAUAUUUUAAUUCUUAAAUGAAUAAUCAAGGAGAUGAUUACAUCUGCAAAUUUUUCUGAUCUUGAACUAUAUUUGACCCGAGCUCCGCUGGUUAGGAGGUGUUUGGUUCAGCUACAGGGUGCUCACCGGAGGAGGAGUUGACGGUGCGUCUGCGGUGCGCGGCGGAUAAACGGUGCGCUCAGACGCACAGACGGAGCCAAACCAACAGCAACACCUGGAGACUCAACUUCCACCACGCGCAGGUUGUGUCCACAGUAGCAGCGGCGGGGAUGGGACAUGACUUGUCCGAGUAAGAGAGCGGCUCUUUCAUGCUCUCUUGUACCUUUUACGGAGAGGCCGGGCAGCAACUUCAGGGCACCUCGUGAGUUUCUGAGAAGAGGACAGACUGCUGUUUUCCUUUGACUGGACUCAGCCGAGUGUCAGGAUGCCAUGACCCUCUCAGCUAUCAUAACCAGGCUUUGUUGUCCAAAUCAUUAGAGAGAUUCCUGAGUCCAAUGGCCACGCUGGAGACCUCUCAUUUCUGGCUGCUGAAUAGAAUGGCCGCUGAUGAACGGCAUCUACCGUCCAGCUGUGGGUCCUACAUCAAGACAGAGCCAUCCAGUCCCUCCUCGGUCAUUGACACAGUCAGCCACCACAGUCCCAGCGGAAACUCGGACGCCAGCGGCGGCUAUGUCAGCACCAUGAACAGCCACUCCAACGGCCUGGACUCUCCACCAAUGUUCACCCCCGGCGGGCUAGGCGCCGGCUCCUGCCGUAAGCGCUACGAUGACUGCUCCAGUACCAUCAUGGAGGACUCAUCCAUAAAAUGCGAAUACAUGUUGAACUCCCUCCCCAAGAGGCUGUGCCUGGUCUGUGGAGAUAUAGCCUCAGGGUAUCACUAUGGGGUGGCUUCUUGUGAGGCCUGCAAAGCCUUUUUUAAAAGGACAAUACAAGGUAACAUAGAAUACAGCUGUCCCGCCACAAACGAAUGUGAGAUCACAAAACGGAGACGCAAAUCAUGUCAGGCUUGUCGCUUCAUGAAAUGCCUCAAAGUGGGGAUGCUCAAAGAAGGUAAGAAGAGGGUUCGUCUGGACCGUGUACGAGGGGGCAGACAGAAGUACAAGCGGAGGCUGGACACAGAAAACAACCCUUACUUGGGCUUGACGCUCCCCCCACCUACCAAAAAGCCUCUCACAAAGAUAGUGUCUCACCUGUUGGUGGCAGAGCCAGAAAAGAUCUAUGCCAUGCCUGACCCAACCAUGCCAGAGAGUGACAUCAAGGCUCUCACCACGCUCUGUGACCUGGCUGACCGUGAGCUAGUGGUCAUCAUCGGCUGGGCCAAACACAUCCCAGGUUUCUCCACCCUCUCUCUGGGAGACCAGAUGAGUCUAUUGCAGAGCGCCUGGAUGGAAAUCCUAAUCCUCAGCAUCGUGUUCCGCUCAUUGCCCUACGAGGACGAGCUCGUCUACGCCGAGGACUAUAUCAUGGAUGAGGAGCACUCGCGGCUGACGGGCCUGCUUGACCUCUAUGUCUCCAUCCUGCAGCUGGUGCGCAAGUACAAGAAACUCAAGGUUGAGAAGGAGGAGUUUGUCACCCUGAAAGCCAUCGCUCUCGCCAACUCAGACUCCAUGCACAUAGAGGACAUGGAGGCCGUCCAAAAGCUGCAAGACGCUCUCCACGAGGCCCUUCAGGACUACGAGAGCAGCCAGCACCAGGAGGACCCACGACGGGCUGGCAAACUGCUCAUGACGCUCCCCCUACUGAGGCAGACUGCAACUAAGGCUGUGCAGCACUUUUAUAGCAUUAAGGUGCAAGGCAAGGUGCCAAUGCACAAACUCUUCCUAGAGAUGCUGGAGGCCAAGGUCUGAUUGGAGGCAGAGGCCUGCAAUAAAAAGAGUGACUUGAAUCAUGGCUGAGGGUUCUCAAGACGCAGAACCAGCAAUGUCAUUUGCAAAGCAGAGACUUCGAUCUACCAUCUUUGUGGAUCCUUUGGACUUAUAAUAAUGAUUAAAAAACAAGUGGAAAACUUGGUUAUUAGUAUAAAUAUAAAAUGAUGCAGAUUAAUUUAAAAUAUAUAAUAAAUACUAUGUACAGUAAUAAUUUUCUUUUGUAAUUAUCAGUGGUCACGCUGUAUAUGAAGGACCUUUUUGCCCCUUUGCAUCUUCAGAACAAGCUCCAAAAAAUGUUGUUCUUAAGAAAGCAAAGGCGUCAAUAACCAUAAGAAAACUUGUGUGUUGUUGUUUUUUUUUUUUUGUCUGGACUUAACCAGGACAUGUAAAUAAUUACUACUUGGAAAGCUGAGUGUUCGGUCCAAAGCUGAACAACCUUGGUAACCAUUUUCCCUUGUUCUCCUCCUCCCCCCAAAAAAAAAGGUUGUAAAAGAGAAGAGAAAUAAGGGAAAUAGUUACCUAAAUGUGAACUCUUAUU